CUCUACCUGGCAAGGUGGCGUGUGAUGGUGCACUAGCCCAAGCUGGCAACCCAUAUGGCGCUCGGACUCAGCUCCGGACUGUGCUCCGGGAGCUCCGGACCCGGUUCCGGGAAUCACUCGGAGACGUCGUCUUCGCCCGGCAUCAGCGUGCCCAUCCCCGUGGCGCCGGCGCCCCUCGUGCCCAAUCCCAUGUUCGCCCUACCGACACUCAACUUCACCGUGGCCCAGGUGGCCGCCGUCUGCGAGACCCUGGAGGAGAGCGGCGACAUCGAGCGGCUGGCGCGCUUCCUCUGGUCGCUCCCGGUGGCUCACCCCAACAUCGGCGAACUGAACAAAAAUGAGGCCGUGCUGAGGGCCCGUGCCAUCGUCUGCUUCCACAGCGGCAACUUCCGGGAGCUCUACUCCAUCCUCGAGUCCAACAAGUUCAGCAAAAGCUCGCACCACAAGCUGCAGGAGAUCUGGCAGCUGGCGCACUACCAGGAGGCGGAGAAGCUCCGAGGGAGGGCGCUGGGACCCGUGGAUAAGUAUCGAGUGCGGAAAAAGUUCCCGUGGCCGAGGACGAUUUGGGACGGUGAACAAAAAACGCACUGUUUUAAAGAAAGGACUAGGAGUUUGUUGCGGGAGUGGUAUCUCCAGGACCCGUAUCCAAACCCGACGAAGAAGAGGGAAUUGGCGCAAGCGACGGGACUGACGCCGACGCAAGUGGGGAACUGGUUCAAGAACCGGAGGCAGAGGGAUCGAGCGGCCGCCGCUAAGAAUAGAAUGCAGCAGCAGCAGCUCGCCGCGCAGUUGGCCCACCACGGCGGCAGUGGUCGUCAGCCGCCCCUUAGCCCCACGCCGUCUGACAGCGACUCGGACAUCUCCCUCGGAGCGCACUCACCCCCCAUUUCAUCCCCAGGUCCUAUGCGUUUCUCCAACUCUCCAACACCCAUAACCAGUUUUCGUUUCGGCCCUCAUUCCCCCGGCCCCAUGCCCCCCCAAUUCCGCUUCGGCAAUCACUCCCCGCCCGGCUUCCGUCAAGACCGCAAAUCGAGGAACUCGUCCCCAAUCAACGUCGACACCACAUCGAAUUACAAUAAUUCAGCUGUCAAUUUGAGAUUAACAUCGAACGAGUCGCCCAUCGACGUCGAUUCCACGCAGGAGAAGAGUCACAGCCCCAUAAGGGUGGACAGCUCGCCACCACCGAUGAAUUUGAGGAUACACAGUGAUAAUACGAAAAUUGAGACGCCACUGGCGCUGCGUCUGACGUCGAGUCAUCAGCUGACGACGCCUUUAAGAAUCCAAGUGGCGUCGCCGAACCGGAUGGCAGUGCCGCCGUCGCCGCCUCACACAAGCCUGCACCUGGGGACCCCCCAUGGAGGUAUAGUUAGAAUAGCACCGCCGAGUCCCUCCAAUCCCCCCGUGCUUCAUCGGCCUUUCUCGCCGCCGAGACUGACGUGAUAUAUACCGUACGAAUGGGAGGAGAAACUGUGAAUAUUUAAAAACUUUAUUCGGAUUUUUGCUGCAAUAUUUCAUUAUUUAUUGACACUUGCUUUUAACUAAAUUGUGUAUAUGAAGUAUACGUGUGCGAGCGAACUAAUUUAUGGACUCUAUCAAUUCUGUGUUCAGUGGCAAUUUGUAGAUUGUAUAUGGCAUUAACUAUAUUUCAAUUUAUAAUAGAUGAAUUUAGUCAAAAUGCACUGAACGAUGACUUUUUAAGUACCUAAUUCACCUUCUUGACAGUAAAUAUUGUAUUUUUCGGUCAUGAUUGAUGAGGUUCAGUGUUUCAGCAUUGUAUAGAAAAAGAAAAGGCAUGUUCGCAUAUUAUUUUUUUGUAGAUAUAUAUAUUUUAUUUUAAGGCGAUUUUAUUGAU
Molecule: messenger RNA, 1852 nt
Organism: Tribolium madens (black flour beetle)
Lineage: Eukaryota; Metazoa; Arthropoda; Insecta; Coleoptera; Tenebrionidae
Gene: Six3
Product: homeobox protein SIX3-like
Exons: 3
Coding region: 55-1440 (461 amino acids)
Biological process (GO): regulation of transcription by RNA polymerase II
Cellular component (GO): transcription regulator complex; nucleus
Molecular function (GO): DNA-binding transcription factor activity, RNA polymerase II-specific; RNA polymerase II cis-regulatory region sequence-specific DNA binding
Source: RefSeq, a predicted model, not a curated record